GGCGAAUCCACACAAGGUGACUUCGCUAUAACAGCUGAUUUGUGGUUUUUCUUGCGAUUAGGUGGUUUGAAGUUCAAGUGCCCUGCUUCUUUGUUGUUGUCUUAUUUGUGUGUUUACUUUCUCACGAAAGUUGCAAAAACAAAAGCGUGUAAAUGUUGUUGUUACUCUACCGAAGUCACCUUCUAUGAAUUCGCCUUGAUUUCUUACUUUUAUUCAAGACGAUUGAAAUUUUGAUAUUCAAAUCCACACACACAAAUGUAAAUACAUAUACGCUUUUUUUGCAUAGCUGUUAUCACCUUGGAAGGAGCUUUGCCAAAUUCAAUUCCACUUAUAGUUCCAAUUCCACUAUAUUCUUCUAUAUUAGUCCUAUUUGUUUUAAAUGGCGUGAACAAUUUUGAAAAAUAGUCGUUUAAAUCCAAUCAGAAUAAUUCGGUUUUAAUAAAUGAGUUUGAUCUCAGUGGUGGUAAAAGAAGUGCAACAAAGCAAAGUGUUUGGUGACAAGUUCAAGAAACGAGUGUUCACCUACUUUUUUGUCAAUAUUUAUAAAGCAAAUCCAAAAUUUUAACGACAAGUAGUUUUAAAGUCCGUUGGUGAAUUUAUACAAAGUGUGAGUAGGUGUAAAAGAAAUUGUGGAAAAUUUAUUCAUUAUUAGCAGAGCAGCAGUGAACGACGCAGGAUAAAAUUAAAGCAAAGCAUUUACGCAGAAGAUGGUGCGCAGCAUUUUCUCACAACGCUACAAUUACGCAAAAAUCCGCGUCAAUGAGGCACUGGAUGAUGUCUUUCGACGCAUUCCGAUUUUUCCGAAAAUUGCCAAGCUACCGAAACUGAAGCGCACCUACUACAUUGCCACGCCGAAGCCGAUGGUCGAGAAGAAGAACAAGACGAAGGCAAAGCAUAAGAAAUCGCUGCCUUCCUCCGAUUGGUAUGACAGUGAUUCGAUACCGAUGACAACGCGCUACGAACUCGAAAUGAUUUUGGAUACGCCGCUUAUGGAACGUUAUUCCGGCCACAACUCAAAAGGCACAUUCAGCCACGUCUACUGGAAGGCACUUGAUGCGGAUGAGGGGCACGUACCGCACGCACCGUUCACACAAAUGGGCAAUGGACACAUCAACAAUGCAGAAUCCACGAUGCGUAAAAGUCAAGCCGUCAGUAGCAAAUCACCAUCCAUUGGCCAACCGUUGGCGGCGAACAUAUCGACGACAUCCAGCACAUUGACGACGGUGACAACGCCGGCUGUACCAUAUCAGGCCUCACUUGGUGCGUACAGUGUGAAAAAGGAGCUGCCCGAACAACCUGCGCAGAAAUAUGUGCAUGAAACGCCCAAAAGUUUGGCAGCUACAAGGGAAUCGCACGACUUUGAAUUCGCAGUGCCCGAGCUGAAUAAGCGGCGCCGCAAUAAACAUCUCGAGAAGAGCUACGAAUGCGAACAGUGCCACAAAAAGUUCGAUCGGCCCUGGGUGUUGCAUGGCCAUAUGCGUCUGCAUACUGGCGAGAAGCCAUUCGUGUGCCCGGUCGAGGCGUGUCAGAAGCGUUUCGCUGAUCGCUCGAAUUUGCGCGCUCAUCAACGCACCAAGGGUCAUCACAAUUGGAGUUAUCAGUGCCCGCAGUGUACGAAGGCGUUUAGUCAGGAGAACUACUUGAGUCGCCAUAGUCUGGAGGCUUGUCGUAAAUUUUUAGCAUCGCACAGAAAUGGUUGAGACUCACCGAUACACAACCACAAUUCAUGGAGCAACCUGUUCUUGCCACUGUGUCUUAGCGCGUAGUAUUUUUGUUGUUAUUGUUUUUGUAGUUGUAUUUUUAGAAGCAUGAGUCUUUUGUGAAAGCAUCUUAUUUGAAUUGUAUUAUUUUGAAAAUAAAC
This is a messenger RNA of Anastrepha ludens (Mexican fruit fly), 1861 nucleotides long. RefSeq names its product protein snail homolog Sna. Gene Ontology annotation, molecular function: DNA-binding transcription factor activity, RNA polymerase II-specific; RNA polymerase II cis-regulatory region sequence-specific DNA binding. Lineage: Eukaryota; Metazoa; Arthropoda; Insecta; Diptera; Tephritidae. The transcript is spliced from 5 exons. Bases 708 to 1700 code for a protein of 330 amino acids. Gene Ontology annotation, biological process: regulation of DNA-templated transcription. The record is from RefSeq and is a predicted model, not a curated record.